AUGGCAGAGGUAGAAGAAAAACAAGAAAAACCUUCAGUCAGUGAACAUAAUGAACCUAAUUCAAAUAAUUUAUUAUAUAGUAAAACCACUUUGUUCGUUCGCAGGAUACCAUAUGAUGCUUCAAAUGAUGAAUUCGAAACCUUUUUUUCUGAAAUAGGACCACUUCGAUCUUGCUUCCUUGUAAAAGAUAAAGAACCUAAUGUUCCUUUAGCAGACAAUUCGAUUAAUCAUGAUGAUUCGAUCGUUUCUCCUAUUAAUGAUAAUAAAGAGAUGGUUUCUACACAAGAAAUACAAAAGAAUGACAAAAAUAAGGGUUUUGGUUUUGUUCAAUUUGUCUUGACUCAAGAUGCUGAAAAGGCCCUAAAAGAGUUAAAGAAAGUGAAAUUUAGAGGAAAAAGUACCUUGAAAAUGGAAUAUGCUAUUAAAAGACAUGAUGAGCAUAGUCAACAAACCAUAAAAAGAAAAUUCUUGUUAGAAGAAAAUAAUAGUAAAAAAAAAUUAGUAAAAAAAGAGACAAAAGGAUUCGUUGAAAAAGUUGAUAAUAAUGUUAAAACCAUUGUACUAAAAGGUUUACCUAAAGAUUUAACUAGGAAAAAAAUUUAUAAAAAAGUUAGAAAAUUUGGCGAUAUUCAAGAUAUGAAAUUUCCUAAUGGUGAAGAUUCUACUGAUAUCGUACACGUCAUUUUUAAAACAACCAAGGAUGCUAAUGAUGCAUUAUCACAUUUGGAUGGACACGUUUUUCAUGGAUCAAUGAUGAGCGCGAAAUUAUGGAAUACAUCUUCAAAUGACAAAAAAGGUCGUUUAAUAGUUCGUAACAUCCCAUGGCAAUAUCGUGAACAAGAACUUCUAAAAAUUUUCUCUAAAUAUGGAGAAAUAAUAGAAGCGAUCAACGGAUUGAAUGAAACGAAACAUCAAGGACGUACUAUAGCUGUGGACUGGGCUUUACCAAAAGACAAGUACUUGGAGGCCAUUGAAUCGCAGAAAAUACAUGAUAAAGUACAAGAUAAUAGUGAUGUAUCGGAAAGUGAGAACGAUGAUAGCGUAAUUAAUGGAAAUCAUAUUCUCAAUGAUGACGAAGAUGAGGAGGAUGAAGUAGAAGCUGAGGACGAAAAUAUGGAAAGCGCAAGUGAAAGCGAAAGCGAUGAUAUAGAAAUUCAUGACGAAACACCAAAGAACUUGUAUCCUCCUUCUGAGGGAACUGUAUUAUUUAUUCGAAAUCUUUCUUUUGAUGCCACAGAAGAGGAGCUUUCCGAGAUAUUUAAACCAUUUGGACCUUUGCGUUAUUGUGUUAUAACGAUGGAUCAUCAAACAGGACGUUCGCGUGGCACUGGAUUUGUUUGCUUCAAACAAAGAGAACACGCAGAAAUUAAAUUUACAUUACGUGGAAGAGUAUUAUCAAUAGUAAAAGCAGUUGAUAGAAACGAAGCACAUAAUUUAAUGGAAAUGAAUCAACAAAAAAGACGUAAAGAGGAUAAAAGAAAUAUUUAUUUACUACAAGAAGGAGUAAUAUUUCCGGAUUCAUUACCCGCUAAAUUAUUAACAACUUCGGAAGUUAAUAAACGUGUCACAUCGUAUUCUUUUAGAAAGAAUUUGUUAGCAAAAAACCCAAACCUUUAUAUUUCAAAGACCAGAUUGUCAGUAAGGAAUUUACCGUUAUCAGUUGAUGAAAGUACCUUAAAAAAAUUAGGAAAAGAAAGUGUUAAAAAAUUUAAAGAAGAAGUUGAGAAUGAAGAGAGGAAAGAUUUAACAAAAAGCGAGAAAAUGGAAGGGUGGAAUAAAAAGGUGGACGUUAAGCAGGCUAAAGUAAUUCGAGCCAAAGAUAGAAUCGAUAAAACCACGCAGAAACCACGAAGCAAAGGAUAUGGAUUUUUGGAAUUCACACAGCAUGCGCAUGCAUUAGCAGCAUUAAGACAUCUUAAUAAUAAUCCGGAAUUAUUUGGAGAAAAGAAAAGAUUAAUCGUAGAAUUUGCGGUAGAGAAUUCUAUCAUUGUUAAAAAGAGAGCAGGAAGAUCAAACAAUAAACAUAUUAAAAAUAAAUCCGUUGAAGACAAUGUUAGCGUAGAUAAGAGGAAAAAGGUUGGUGUGCAAAUAUAUUUAGUUUAUUUAUCUUUAAAUAUUGUUUAUUAUAAUUGA
Messenger RNA from Funneliformis geosporum, 2133 nucleotides. The record is from the annotation of a GenBank genome assembly. NCBI's taxonomy places the organism in Eukaryota, Fungi, Glomeromycota, Glomeromycetes, Glomerales, Glomeraceae.